Molecule: messenger RNA, 1596 nt
Organism: Bemisia tabaci
Lineage: Eukaryota; Metazoa; Arthropoda; Insecta; Hemiptera; Aleyrodidae
Source: RefSeq, a predicted model, not a curated record
AUGGAGUCAACUGAAAAGGUGGGACAGCCUGGCGAGUUGGGAGAUCGGUUGGUGCAGUUAUUGCAGAAAGAUCGUAUCAUCGUCGCAUCGCACACAAAGCGACCGCAAAACGGAUUCUUCAUUUUCAUCGUCGACGAGAAGAGGCUGCUUGAGAAUGGCAGAAGAACAAAAUACGCUGACAUUGUGUCGAAAAUCAGCGGCAACGGGCGUUCGAAGCUGGUGUUCAUCUGGCAGCGGACGAAGCCGAGCGUGCUGAAGGAUGUGCGUCACGUGUUCGAGGAGCUGUGGGCGCAGCAGAUCAUCGACGCGAUCGCCGUGGUACUCGGCCGCUACCGGGCCAUCCGCAUCUACACGUAUCACCCGUUCACGCCGAACCACUGCUUCGAGGCUGGAUCCCCGGUGCUCAUCAACGACUGGGACCCCAGGAGAGGACGACUCACCCAUCGCACGCCGUCCCUCUUCUCGCAGAAGAGCAAGAUGCGAGACCUGUUCGGGUGCAAGGUGCGAUGCAUGGGCGUGCACCGGCCGCCGGAGGCUGUGAUCGAGCGUGGCAACAAUUCGUGGCGGCUCUCUGGUACCGGCAUCGAGAUGUUCAACUUCAUGGCCAGCUACCUCAACUUCACCCCCGAGAUCGUCGUCAACCGCCCACGCAACGUCCAGGAGCUCGAACGACUCAACGAGACCAGCUGCCUGAUGAGCAUGGUCGCCACCGGACAGGUCGACUUAGGCUUUGGAAAAUUCACGCGGCUAUUAGAUAGCGAGCCUGGGGUGACCUUCGCCAAAGAAAUCCAGCAAGAUUGUUUCACGUGGGGAGUUCCAGAAGGUAUUGGGAACGAGCCUUCAAUAUGGAAAUACUACACUACGGAGUUCACGAUACCGUCGUGGUGCAUGGUGGCAGCAAGCGUUGCAAUCACGGUUUUCUUCAUAAAGCACUUCUCAAAACGCCUGGCGAAUGAGCGGAAGAUAUUUCGUCAAUACUCUUACGCCCUUUUCUACACCUACGCCUCUAUCGUGGGGGCAACGAAUAAACCUCAACCGAGGACUUUUCCUCUCAGGGUUUUCGUCGCUCACUGGCUUAUCUACGCUCUAGUGAUAACUUCACUGUACGUUGCCUACCUGGGGAGUUUGGUGACAGUGCCGGCUCCAGAGCCUGAGCUCCAGGAUCAGGAAGACCUCCUCUCAACGAGUCUCAACAUCGGGGGACGGCAACAAAUGUUCUACAUUCUAAACUCCUCGGCACAGUCAAGCGUUGAUAUCGAACAGCUUAUCCUGAGGUACCAGAUCCUCUCACCGCUGCCGUUCUACCACCACGUGCGGCGGGUGAUCACUCGACGAGACCUGGCGAUCUUCGCCUCGAAGCGGGAGCUCUUGCACUACUCGGAGCGCUUCCGGGCGGCGACCAACAGCUCGCGGCGGAUGUUCGUGCUCCCGGUCUGCGUGACGCGUUCCUACUCCUCCCCCUUCAUCUUCCGCGCCGGCUCCCCCUUCCUCAAGCCCGUCAACGACGUCCUCUGGCGCCUCAUCGAGACCGGCAUCACCCUCAAGUGGGAUGACGUCAACAUGGACCAGGUUUGUCCUCAUUCACCAGCAGUAGCG